GUUCCUCGAGUGAUCGUCAAGAGAGGACCCGGACAUCCUUCGGGCUCGGAGACACACUUCACGUUUAAGGAAUCGGACCGCUGAUUUUGGGAUUUCCUCGGGAAAUGACCACAAAGUCUGUGCUUUUAUCCGGAUCACCACCAACCAGUCCAAAGGGCACAGCGGACUCCCCAAACCGAGAAAGCAUCCAACUGCCAUUCCUCACAGUGUUUCCCCAACAUACCAAGAUGGAGUCGCCUCAACUCUCACCCAACAUCAAACAGAACCAGGUCGGGACGGUCCUCCUCCGAGCAGUACCAAUUGUCAGUCUCUUCAUAGAUGGACAGGAACGAUUGUGUUUGGCGCAGAUCUCGAACACAUUGCUCCGAGAUUUCAGUUACAACGAGAUUCACAAUCGUCGCGUGGCCCUUGGAAUAACCUGCAUCCAGUGCACCCCUGUCCAGUUGGAGAUCCUCCGCAGAGCUGGCGCGAUGCCCGUCUCCUCACGGCGUUGUGGGAUGAUAACCAAGCGCGAGGCUGAGAGGCUUGUCAAGUCAUUCCUUGAGGAUACCGUACCGCCUCAACUCCCCGAGAACUUCUGCUUUGAUGUCAAUCACGAAUGCGGCUGGGGCUGCCGAGGAAGCUUUAUGCCAUCAAGGUACAACAGUUCCAGGGCAAAAUGCAUUAAAUGUUAUUACUGCAGUAACUUCUUCUCACCAAAUAAGUUUAUCUUCCAUUGUCAUAAAAUGCCAGCGGGUAUUUAUCGUCAUCCUGACGCAGCUAAUUUCAAUUCGUGGAGACGCCAUCUUAAAUUGAGCGACAAGGAGGCUAGCGAUGACCUUGAGCAUGCUUGGGAAGAUGUCAAAGCCAUGUUUAAUGGCGGCAGCCGAAAACGUCUCAUGUCCAGCCCAGGUCAGUCACCAGUCGCUGAUAUCAAUGACAACAGCAUCGAGAUCAAACGACCAAGAAUGGAUGUCCCGCAGUUUCCUCGACAGCAGCCGCAGCCAUACCCAUACCCAAUGUUUGCUGCAGUUGGCACCAACCCAUAUAGACUGUUUGGGAACAUUUUACCGCGCCCAUCGCACCCUGCAUUCCCAUUCAUGCAAAUGGACCAGACGGCCUUGCCUCCGGAAAGGAAGGUCAACCAGGAAAUGAUGCAUGCCAAGGCUGUGCAGAAUCCGUAUUCGUUCUUAUGGGGGAAGGGAUUAGACAACAUGGCGGUUGACAGUGAAAAAAUGUACGUCAGUAAGAUCAACGAUGAACUCAUCAGAGAAAGGAACUUUGAAGCGAUGCGAAACAACCUGUGGCAUCCGCAAUACUCGACCAAGGAAGAGAGCCCUAGUCCACCAGCUGUCAACAGCACAGCGAACCCGGGUCAAAGCGGGGUGUCCAUCUACUCAUCCGCGUUUACCCCUGUGAAAAGGGAUAUCGAUUUGGAAAGAAAGAACAGGAAGAGCAAACCGCGGAAAGGAAUGAAAAUUGGCGCCAUUGCAGACUCUAUUCUCCAGCGGAACAUGCUGGCUUCGGCAAAUCAGCCAAACUCUGAUGAUGACAAUGUCGAUAUCGAUGUCUCCGAUGACGAAAUCGGAAGCGCUCGGGAUUAUUUUCAUCAAGACCUUUUUACUAAAGCAAAGAAAGCCGAAAUUGCGGAGGACUUCGAAUUGAAUAAUGAGAAAGGAAAGAUAGCCGACUUUGAGAAUGAUUUUGAGACUAUCGAUGAUGUAAAACACAAGGAUAUGGGAACAGGACUGAUAAACAGUGACUUUGUAAUAAUGGGUUCUUCAAAACAUGAUGAAAUAGCCGAAAGAGUGGUUAAGGGUCCCGGCGCCCAACUUGGAGUAGAUUGUCAUUUGCAGCCUGGCGAAUUGAUAGGUGAUGGAGGAAAAGAUGGACUCGUCAGCACUGAAGAUACCAGCAGGAGAAGCAGCGAGAUACCGGUUAAAAAGGUACCGUCAACAGUUGAAAUUGAAGCCAAUGAUAAUAAUCUGGUUGGCGAAGAUGUCAGAGAUGGUGAACACAGGCAGAAAGAUGGCCUCGUGCACGAGAUGUCGCAACUGCACCAAUUACGACAACGGGCGGAACGGGAAUACAAGGCGAUUGAAGCCGUACUCGCCAGUGGAGAAACCGAACAUUCUCAGCAGGAUCUGCAAAGAAGACUGUCAGAUGCUCAUGAUGCCCUGCUCCAGUUCUCAAGGAAAAUCAUGUCGCUGACAUGCGGACUUGAGGAGGCAAAAUCGAAAUAGGAAAAGCUAUGGAUUGAACGCGACUUAGGAAUAUCGUGGGCUGAUCGACUUACGGGGCUCGGAACCUGUGAACAUUUGGCUGAGCAUCAGUAUAGUCUGCAGUCGCCUUUAAUGUAAAAUAGAACUGAAUCAUUUGAUAAUCAAGUUUUCAGAAUUUGAACAUGUUAAAAGGUUGAAUGGCCGCAUUGUUUGAUCCCAUGAAUACUGGACACCGUCUCGUCUACCAUAGGGGCUUCUGAAACAAAGUAUUUCUUUUAUAUGGGCCAUUAUAUCGGUACAUAGUGAUUGUAAAUGUGACUGUAAAUUUGUA
Molecule: messenger RNA, 2532 nt
Organism: Lineus longissimus
Lineage: Eukaryota; Metazoa; Nemertea; Pilidiophora; Heteronemertea; Lineidae
Product: SKI family transcriptional corepressor 1 homolog-B-like
Exons: 6
Coding region: 105-2222 (705 amino acids)
Biological process (GO): negative regulation of BMP signaling pathway; negative regulation of transcription by RNA polymerase II
Cellular component (GO): transcription regulator complex; nucleus
Molecular function (GO): DNA-binding transcription factor activity, RNA polymerase II-specific; RNA polymerase II cis-regulatory region sequence-specific DNA binding; SMAD binding
Source: RefSeq, a predicted model, not a curated record